Messenger RNA from Rhinichthys klamathensis goyatoka, 1533 nucleotides. It is a transcript of the gene akr1b1.2, whose product is annotated as aldo-keto reductase family 1, member B1 (aldose reductase), tandem duplicate 2. Gene Ontology annotation, molecular function: aldose reductase (NADPH) activity. Gene Ontology annotation, cellular component: cytosol. The record is from RefSeq and is a predicted model, not a curated record. Lineage: Eukaryota; Metazoa; Chordata; Actinopteri; Cypriniformes; Leuciscidae. The transcript is spliced from 10 exons. Bases 32 to 982 code for a protein of 316 amino acids.
GAAACAGCUCGUGGUUAAUCUAUCUUUCACCAUGGCAACGUCUGUGAAGCUGAAUACCGAGGCAGAUAUGCCCAUAGUCGGGCUGGGCACGUGGAAGUCUCCUCCAGGUAAAGUUGCAGAGGCUGUGAAGGCAGCCAUCACUGCGGGUUACAGACACAUUGAUGGAGCCGCAGUGUACAAUAAUGAAACGGAGGUCGGAGAGGGAAUUCAGGCCAUGAUAAAAGAUGGUGUGGUAAAAAGAGAAGAACUGUUUGUGGUCAGCAAGCUUUGGUGCACCUUUCACGAGAAGGCCUUAGUAAAGGGAGCUUGCCAGAAGACUUUAAGUGACCUAAAACUGGACUACCUGGAUCUUUACCUGGUUCACUGGCCAAUGGGCUUUAAGUCUGGGCCAGAUCAGUUUCCAUUGGACAGUGAAGGGUUAACCAUCGGUGAUGACACCAAUUUCUUGGACACCUGGGAGGCCAUGGAGGAGUUAGUGGAUGCUGGGUUGGUCAAGGCCAUUGGCAUCUCCAACUUUAAUCGAGAACAGAUCGAAGCCAUCCUGAAUAAACCAGGACUCAAGUACAAGCCUGCCAACAAUCAGGUUGAGUGCCAUCCAUAUCUGACUCAGGAGAAGCUGAUUAGCUUCUGUCAGUCCAAAGGCAUCACAGUCACUGCUUACAGUCCUCUAGGUUCUCCAGACAGACCUUGGGCUAAACCUGAAGAUCCCUCACUGCUUGAUGACCCAAACAUUAAGGCCAUUGCAGAGAAGCACAAAAAGACAACCGCCCAGGUCCUCAUCCGCUUCCAGAUUCAGAGGAAUGUCAUCGUCAUCCCCAAGUCUAUCACACCUCAGCGUAUUCAAGAGAACUUUCAAGUUUUUGAUUUUGAAUUGAGUGAGGAUGAUAUGAAGACCGUUAUGGGCUUCAACAAGAACUUCAGGGCUUGUCCAAUGCAUUGGGGUGUAAAGCACAAAGACUACCCGUUUAACGCUGAGUAUUAAAAGAAGACAUCUCAAAACGUGCUGUUUGAUGAAAAUAAGUUCCUCUGUUCCAGAGAAUGCUGUUUUGUCAUUGAUCAGUGUGAAAAUGCUCUUCAUUUUGCAUUACGAAACUUGUUACUGAGAAAUUUCCUUACAGGUCAUCCUUGAUUUGAUUUACAGGUUAGCUUCUAAUGAAUGUUUUUUUGUUGUUGUUGUUUUACCAUAGACAUGGAGGUUAAAUUUGUUAAUGCAUUGACAAUUUUAAGCUGUUAUUACUUUAGUGUACACAUGGAAAUGUAAAAAGGUUCAUGACAAAACAACCCAAUUAAUCAUAAUUAAAUCUUUGAAAAACAUAUGCACUAGUAACUUUUUUUAUUUGAACAAUGUCACACAUUUUGCACAAUUGGGCAGAUAACAAGAGAAAGUAUUGGUCCUGAGAAUAUUUUUUUUUUAUAUGCACACUCCUUGUUUUCAAAAUGACAACAAAGCACUUCCAGUUUGUAAGAGCAGCUUUGUUUACAAUAUAUUGAUGUAUGCUUUGAAAGCCCAAAUAAAGCUCUUCGUCAAACAGC